CACUCUCAUUGGGCCGUGGAGAGACGCUUAGGGAUCAGUUUUCUCCUCCUUUCUUCCCGCGAUCGCGCGGCUCUCUGAAAGCUUUCCCACUCUAUUAUUGCCGAGGAUCCCCCUCCUAGACACUCUGAGAAGGUGCCGCUGCGGCCUUGGGUACGGCGGUACCCGGAUGUGGAGCCGCUCUCGCCCGCUGGGACUCUGUGGCGGGGCGGAGCGCGGCGGCUGGUGCGGGGGCAGAGAGAAGGGGGCCUGAGGGCCCGGGCGCUCGCCGGACGCCGGGAGGUACCACCACUGCCCACGGGGGAGGAGGCGGCGCCGGCGCUUGGGCGCCCGCCCCGGAGCGAGGGGCCGGGAUCGCAGAAAGGCCGGCAGUUAAGCUUGCUCCCCGCCGCCCCCCUCGGGCUAGCCUCCCCCGGCCCCCUGCGCUCCUCGCGCUCCCGGCCGGGGGAGAGCGUGGUUUCCUGGCGGCCGUCGCUGUAGCCUGGCCGGGGAGCCCGGAGGAAGCGGGAGAGUCCCCGCCCACGGCCCCCUCCCCUCUGCCCGCUCCCCGCCGCCGCCUCCCAGCAGCCGCGGGUCGCCCUCCAGUCUGAGCGGGGGGCGCGGCGGCGGAGGGCUGGGCAGAGGCUUUGGGCUCCGCGGGGACCGCGCCGCCGCCCCCGUGAGUUAUUCCCACGUUCCCCGGGGCUCGCUGCCGCCCCCGCCGGCGCCGAGAGUCCGGCCCGGGCCCAACUCCCUCACGGGCCCACCGGCGGCAGCGGCGGCGGCGGCGGCAGCGGCAGCGGCGGAGCCCACCGCCCGGGUCCCGAUGAGUAACUCCCGGAAUAACCGGGUGAUGGUGGAAGGGGUUGGCGCUCGGGUAGUGCGCGGCCCGGACUGGAAGUGGGGGAAGCAGGACGGCGGCGAGGGCCAUGUGGGCACCGUCCGGAGCUUCGAGAGCCCCGAGGAGGUGGUCGUAGUGUGGGACAACGGCACCGCUGCCAACUACCGCUGCUCCGGGGCUUACGACCUCCGCAUACUGGACAGCGCGCCCACCGGCAUCAAGCAUGAUGGAACCAUGUGUGAUACCUGCCGCCAGCAACCGAUCAUUGGCAUUCGAUGGAAAUGUGCAGAGUGUACAAAUUAUGAUUUGUGCACAGUGUGUUAUCAUGGAGAUAAACAUCACUUAAGACAUCGCUUUUACCGAAUUACUACACCAGGAAGUGAGAGGGUUCUGUUAGAGUCUCGUAGGAAAUCUAAGAAGAUUACAGCCAGAGGAAUCUUUGCAGGUGCCAGAGUGGUGCGAGGAGUGGACUGGCAGUGGGAAGAUCAAGAUGGAGGAAAUGGACGUAGGGGAAAGGUAACAGAAAUCCAGGACUGGAGUGCAUCAAGCCCACAUAGCGCAGCAUAUGUCCUCUGGGAUAAUGGUGCUAAGAACCUUUACAGAGUUGGCUUUGAGGGCAUGUCUGAUCUGAAAUGUGUCCAGGAUGCCAAGGGAGGUUCUUUCUACAGAGAUCACUGCCCUGUGCUAGGUGAGCAGAAUGGCAACAGGAAUCCUGGUGGAUUGCAGAUUGGUGACCUGGUAAAUAUAGAUCUCGACCUAGAAAUUGUACAGUCUUUGCAGCAUGGUCAUGGAGGAUGGACUGAUGGAAUGUUUGAGACUUUAACUACAACUGGAACUGUUUGUGGCAUUGAUGAAGAUCAUGACAUUGUAGUACAGUAUCCAAGUGGCAAUAGGUGGACCUUCAAUCCUGCUGUUCUCACUAAAGCGAACAUUGUCCGAAGUGGAGAUGCUGCUCAAGGUGCAGAAGGAGGCACCUCUCAGUUUCAAGUGGGUGAUCUUGUACAAGUUUGUUAUGACCUGGAACGAAUUAAACUUCUACAAAGAGGACAUGGAGAAUGGGCUGAAGCGAUGCUUCCAACUUUAGGUAAAGUUGGCAGAGUACAACAGAUUUAUUCAGACAGUGAUUUAAAGGUGGAAGUUUGUGGAACAUCUUGGACAUACAAUCCAGCAGCAGUUUCCAAGGUGGCAUCUGCAGGAUCAGCCAUUAGCAAUGCAUCUGGUGAAAGACUCUCACAACUCCUGAAGAAAUUAUUUGAAACCCAAGAAUCUGGUGACCUCAAUGAAGAAUUAGUUAAGGCUGCUGCCAAUGGAGAUGUUGCUAAAGUGGAAGAUUUGCUUAAAAGACCAGAUGUGGAUGUAAAUGGGCAAUGUGCUGGCCACACAGCUAUGCAAGCUGCUAGUCAGAAUGGACAUGUUGACAUUUUGAAGUUACUUUUGAAGCAAAACGUGGAUGUCGAAGCAGAGGAUAAAGAUGGUGAUAGAGCAGUUCACCAUGCAGCUUUUGGAGAUGAAGGCGCUGUUAUAGAAGUACUACAUCGAGGUAGUGCUGAUUUGAAUGCUCGAAACAAGCGCCGACAGACACCACUUCAUAUUGCUGUCAAUAAAGGUCAUCUUCAAGUUGUGAAGACUUUAUUGGACUUUGGCUGUCAUCCCAGUCUCCAGGAUUCUGAAGGUGAUACCCCUCUUCAUGAUGCAAUAAGUAAGAAACGUGAUGAUAUCCUAGCAGUUCUUUUGGAAGCUGGAGCAGAUGUUACCAUCACAAACAAUAAUGGAUUUAAUGCUCUACAUCAUGCUGCACUAAGGGGAAAUCCCAGUGCAAUGCGUGUUUUACUAUCUAAAUUACCAAGACCAUGGAUUGUGGAUGAGAAGAAAGAUGAUGGUUAUACUGCCUUACAUCUGGCUGCCCUUAAUAAUCACGUAGAAGUGGCUGAACUGUUGGUACAUCAGGGUAAUGCAAACCUGGAUAUCCAGAAUGUGAACCAACAAACUGCCCUACACCUUGCUGUUGAACGACAGCAUACCCAAAUUGUUAGGCUUUUAGUCCGUGCAGGUGCCAAGCUUGAUAUUCAGGAUAAGGAUGGGGAUACUCCUUUGCAUGAAGCUCUAAGGCAUCACACUUUGUCUCAGCUACGUCAGCUCCAAGAUAUGCAAGAUGUGGGGAAGGUGGAUGCUGCCUGGGAGCCAUCCAAAAACACGUUAAUAAUGGGACUUGGUACCCAGGGGGCAGAGAAGAAGAGUGCAGCAUCUAUUGCCUGUUUCUUGGCAGCCAAUGGUGCUGACCUGAGCAUUCGAAAUAAGAAGGGUCAAUCGCCACUUGAUCUCUGUCCUGAUCCGAAUCUCUGCAAAGCACUGGCAAAGUGUCAUAAGGAAAAAGUCAGUGGUCAAGUGGGUUCUCGGAGUCCUUCUAUGAUUAGUAAUGAUUCUGAAACCUUAGAAGAGUGUAUGGUGUGCUCAGAUAUGAAGAGAGAUACUCUUUUUGGUCCAUGUGGACAUAUUGCUACCUGUUCUUUAUGUUCUCCACGAGUCAAGAAAUGCCUCAUCUGUAAAGAACAGGUUCAAUCCAGGACAAAGAUUGAAGAAUGUGUGGUAUGCUCUGACAAGAAAGCAGCUGUUCUUUUUCAACCCUGCGGCCACAUGUGUGCUUGUGAGAACUGUGCUAACCUGAUGAAAAAGUGUGUGCAGUGUCGAGCAGUAGUUGAACGAAGAGUGCCUUUCAUUAUGUGCUGUGGAGGGAAAAGUUCAGAAGAUGCCACUGAUGAUAUCUCAAGUGGGAAUAUUCCAGUAUUACAAAAGGACAAGGAUAAUACCAAUGUCAAUGCAGAUGUGCAAAAGUUGCAGCAACAGUUACAAGACAUUAAAGAGCAGACAAUGUGCCCUGUGUGUCUGGAUCGUCUGAAGAAUAUGAUUUUCCUCUGUGGUCACGGAACCUGUCAGCUCUGUGGAGACCGCAUGAGUGAAUGUCCUAUCUGUCGCAAGGCUAUUGAACGAAGGAUUCUUUUGUAUUAACUAAGACACAUGGUGUAUUUUGUUAGCUAAUGUAUCUAGUCAUGAGAUCUUAAUAGGCUUUUGAUCUAGUUGGAAGUUCUGAUGAGUUAAUUUCUAAUAUCAUAGUUUCUUUACUAGAGUAUAAUUGGGCUGUAAAUGUACCAGAACAAAAAACCCUACAAAAUGGUGUUGGAAAUUGUGUUUUUUGUUUUUGUUUUAAAUUUGAAACAUCAAAUUCAUGUAACUCAUAGGAUAAUUUACCUUUGGCUUCUAAGAGGAAAGUCCUUUAAGGAUAUCCUUUUUUAAAAAAUUGCAUUUUUCCCUUAUAAUUUGUAAAUUUGUUAGAUCUCAAAAGACAUAAUUCUUUGUGAUCAGUUAUCCUUCAUUUCAUCAUGGUUUUACACAGUGAGUUGAUAACAGGUUCUCUGAAAAGUCACGCAUCAAAUAAAAGAGGCAGGUCAAACAAUUAUGUCACAUGGUAAAUUAUAAAAUGACAGUACAAGUUCCAGAUAGUUAAGGGAAUACCGAAGGGAUGAUUCUCUUUUUAAGAUAACAGGAAGUUACCCUCAUGUUUGUUUCUGAAUUCUUAGAGUAAAUGGAAGCAUAGAAUGAGGGAAUAAUGACUUUGCAUUUCUCUUGUUUUCUAGAUUCAAAAGGAACAUUGUUUAACUUGAAUCAGAUUACCAGUUUCAAGAUGACUGAUAAACAAGAAAAGGAAAAAUAAGCAAUAAUAGUGGGCAACUGAAGAGAAAAAAAAGAGUAUCUAUUAACUGGCCACUAACAGUUGCCUUUCUUAUAUUAAUUUAUACACUAUUUUGUUCAGCCAGUGUUUUUAAAAAAUCUGUGAAAAGUGUACUUCGGGUUUUCUGUGAUUACUUAUCUGGGCUUGAUCUGACCAGUGAAAUGACAUUGCCCUAUUUGGACCUCUGAGGUUCUAUGUAGCUUUGCUGAUGUACUGAAUAGUACCCCAGUGAUCUGCAAAAUUAAUGCCUUUUCCAAGAAAAAUAUCUUUUCUUCUUUGUAUCAGUUAAUUCUGACAGUGUUACUGAUUCUGUCUUCAUUAUAGGCCUUAUUUCCGUUAUCUCUUUCUUUAUAGUAUUUUUUACUAUAAAGAAAACAGUCUUUCUGUGUAUACCUACAGAUGAGGGUAUUAUUUAAACUGCCAACAAUAUCCAAGACAUGGUCAAUAAUCUAAUUAUAAAUACUUUAGAAAGAGUGACCAGGACAUGUAUAGAAAUGUCUGCUUACCUGUAAACUUUAAAAACAACAACAAAAAACAAACAAAAUUUUUAGAGCAUUUAAUCAUUUUUUUUCUCCUUUGAAUGAUCUCCUUUGUAAUCUUACUGUCUUCUGAGUAAAUAUACACAUAAAUAAGUGUUUGGGGAUUCAUUGCUGCUAGAUUAUAUCAGCUGUUUACAUAGUGUCUACUAUAUGCUGUUGAUAAGCUUUUUCCUAAAAAUAGUUAUCCUCUUUUGUAGUUUUUUUCCCUCCUUUAAAUCUGGCUAGAUUUUCUUACUUCAGUUUUUAUAGAACACCAACUAAAUUUGAAAGUAUGAAGUCUCUAGCCCUCUUAACACUGUUUCUGGCUGUUUAAUCCUUGCUGCCUUUGCAAGUCCUGGUGAAAGCAAUGGGGAGCUUUGCUGGCUGGUUUUGUAGUCUCAACAAUUCCAUGUCUGUGUUUAGCUGAGUAACUGCUAUCAUUUAGAACAGUAAAAUUUUUAUAGAUUUCAAAUUUGAAAAUUCAUAUACACUCAGUUAUCUAAUAAGGGGCCACCGACGCUGUUUUUAAAACUAUUUUGAAGUUAUAAAAAGGUAGAACAUCUGACUGAUGUUGUUCACAUAAAGAGACAGACAGACUAUCAUGUUGCAGACAUGAAAACAGCAUGUCAGGUUUUUCCUUUCCUUCCAUGCCAUGGGCUACCCAUCUCUUCCCACUAGAUCACCUGGUGAGGAGGGAGCACCUGGCUGACUCAUGCAGAGUUUGGCCAAUCAGAGAAUUGUGUGGUCUCUAGCUCUACUUUCCUUAAACAAAUCCUUUCUGUUUUCUGAGCUUCAGUGCUAAAACAGAUCCCUAAAAGGUAAUAGCAUCUUCCAGACUAGUUUAAUUAUUUCCUUUAUAAGAAUAUGACAUAAAUUUUUAUUAUAGAAAUAAUGUCAUUAUAAUUUUAGUGCUAGUACUUGUGGGUUUUCCGUAUUUGAAUCACCUUGAAAUUUGUUGCAUGAAUAGAAAAUACUUAUUUAUUCAUGUUUUCAAUCACCUAAAAUUAUUUUAAAUUUAUUUUGGGUUUGUGAGAGAUAAUAAGAUCAAGAACUUCAUCAUUUCAGUGACUUUCCUCCAACUCUCCGAAUCUGCUACCUCUUAUUAUAUGUCCCUUAGCAGUACUUUUCCAGUUAGGUUCGUUACCCUCCUCAUUAGCUAAACCUCUUUAUCUUGUGCCUCAAAAGAGCUUUUACUUUUCUUAGAAAUAUUUAUAAAAAAGAAAAAAACUGACACGCAUUCAUUCAAAAAAGUAUUUAUUGGGUUUCAGGGAUUAGAUACACAACAGUGGAAAAAUGGCAUCUUAGCACACUCAGAAUUUAUUGUGCAGCAGUUGUGUAUUUUAAGGAAUCUGUAGUUAAAAGGAAGAGAUCCAAAGGUCCUGAUAACAUUUCCUAAUGUUUCAGAAGAGUUGUCAUUGAGUAGUGUUUGGAUUUCCUCUCUGUACCCCUCAACCUACCAUUUUCUCCUUUAUUCUUCUAAGAUUGUUAGUGUUGUUACUCAAAACAGACAAUUACAACAUACCAGAUGGUGCUAUUCUAAUGGUAUCUGUUCACGUAAUUUAACAUUCUUACUGCUUAUACUAUAUACAUAUUUAAUUUUGUUGGAAGCAAGAAGGUUUUCAAGAAAAGAUAAUUUUGUAUUAGUGUAGGAAUAUAUUAGACAAAUGUUUAGUUGGUCAAAUUAUGCAUAAGAUAUUUGUAACUUUAAACAUUGCAAAUUGACCAGCUAGCUAUGGAAGCAUAAAAUUAAUUGAUAAUUAAUGUUGGAAAUACAUUUCUUAAAUUUAUAUUUUUAUGGUGUUAGCCCGUAAGAGCCUUUUAGCAUAUUGAAAUGCAUGCUGCUUAAGAUGUGUCUGGUUCAAAUAUCAAAGCUUGCUGGGUCAUUUUUACAUAGUAGAAACAUACUGUCUAUGUGUUGCCCAAUUGCUGUUUGUCUGUUCUGAAUUCUGGACCCUUUUUGGACUGGAAAUUAGUUAAAUUCAUGAACUAAGAGAAUUAGAGAUGGGGUAGAGUAGGAUCAGGACAGUGGGUUACAGCAGAUAGGAAAGGAAAGUCAGCAUUUGAGUGUAGAGAAAAAAAGAGGAUCAUAUAGAUGUCAUCAAAUUAUAGGCUUUAAUACAGGUUGCUUUUUUUUAAUUCAAAAGGAAAAGCACUUGUCCUAUCAGAAUGUCUACCAUGUUUUAUAGUAAUAAUUUGUGUAAAAAAUUGAAUUUUUGAAUAGUUUUUUGUAUUUUUUGUGAUGAAAAACUCAUAACAUAAAAUUUACCAUAUUAACUGUUUCUAAAGAAUACAGUUCAGCCAUGUUAAGUACAUUUACAUUGUUGUGAAACAGAUCUCCAGAACUUUUUCAUCUUGCAAAACUGAAACUCCAUACCCGUUAAACAACUCCCCUUUUUGUUUUCUCCUCAGUGGAAUAGAAUUUUGACUCCAUAUAAAUCAAGAAACACCUAAAUUCUUUAGUUGUUUAUGUUUGCAAGAUCUAAGAUCAUGGUAAACAUUAAGUUCUUAAAAUUUUUGGGAGGGACAGUACACCUCUCCUCUGAAUUGUUAGCAAUUAAAUUGAGUAGGUUUUAAAUGUCUAGUCAUUGGAAGGGUUUGUUAUUUCAUUUUGAGCCAGAGGGGAGAGGCACAUUUUAAAUAUCAGAAUUAGAUUAGCUUUGAGUUUGUACAAUUGGGAACAUAAUAGAUUUUCAUAAAUUAUGUGUGCCUUGUUGGAAAUGUCAGCUGUCUUUAUGUCUGCUUGUAAACGUUUCAAAAUAUGUUUUCCCUCAAAAAGGCAACGUUACUUCAUUUGCUUGAAUAUUAUGAUAGGAAUGCUUACUGAUAUUACUUGAUAGUCAUAUAUAGCCUAGGAACUUUAACAUAUGUAUAACUAUAGCAGUAUUAAUAAUGAUAGUUGUACUUCUUUAAAACAUUAAAUUUGAGGAAACUUUAAUGCUGUCUCGUGUACAUUGCUUUACUACAGUGAGGGGGAAUAUCCUUUAGAUUGAGCCUCAAUUUACUGGUUAGUAGUAUGUGAAACUCUGGUAUAAAAACGUGAACUAGACAGUAGAGCCGAUGAAUUAAAAUUGUAAAUUGCUACAUUGGCAAUUUCUACCUCCUUUUCUGUCAGAGUAUUACUUUUUCCAGCAUUUAUUCUUAUUUGUGAGUAAAGAGGAAAUGGGAACCUGAGGUUAAAAUUGACAUUUUUGUUUCAUUGAGAAUUUAAGCAGUAGGUACAGGAGAAGUGACUUGUCACAUUAAUUUGGUGCCUAAAUCUGUAACUACAAGUUGUGAUCGACAUGUACAAAAUGUCUAAGAAAGGUCAUAUGCUGAAUAUUUUACUUUUCCUGUAUAGUCUGCAUGAUUUGUUUCAUAAACCCAGCUUAUUUCCUCCAAAAAGCAAAAUGGUCCUGUAAUUUUUAAAGUAAAAUAAACGUGCCAUUUUGUCUGCAAUCUAUAAUUUCAGAAAGUUAUUGAAAGUUCUGACUCAGGGCUUUUUAACAGUUCAAGCAAUUGUCAGUUAUAUUUUGGAAACUCCAUCUGUGUAAUUCUCCAGUGCCUUGAAAGAAUUAUUAACUUGGCAACACUAUUAAAACUUUAUAAAAGAUGGUCUUUAGUGCACGUGUAUCAUUGUAUACACAUUUUAAAGUCAUAUUGCUUAGCUCGUUAAUAAUGAUUCUGCAUGUGUGCUGGGUUUGGGUAAUUCUUUAAAGGAAGUUUUCUAGAUUUGUACUUGAUGUUUGUUUUUUAAAAACUGAUUAUUUAUGGCCAUGACACUGUUACCAGAAAAGUAAUUCUGAUUAAGUUAUUAUGCAAAGUCAUCUAUAAGUAGCAUCUGGGAAGAGGAGAUCGAGGCCAGUUUGCUAUUUUAGUAUGAAAGGAGGAUCUGUUUGGGAAACAUAGAUUGUCUUCCCCUCAAAUGAGGGGGGAAAAAAAAAGACCCUUUGUUCAAAUGGAUUCUGUUUUAAAAAAUUAUUUUUAAAGGAAAUCACAAAUUGCAUGUCAUUCUUAAUGCUAGUCUUAUAGACUAAAUCCAUAAAAUUGUUUUUAUGUUCAGUAUGUUUGUGUCAUUCUAAAUGCGGCAAAUUCAAUGAUAGCAGUUCAAUUGACUCAUAGCAGUGUUUUGUAUUUUUUCUGAUUCUUUAGCUUUCAGUAUUGGAUUAAAGCCUUGUUUGUGAGUAUAGUUUCUGUAUGGCACAUGAUUUCUUGCUUAUUAGCUUUUGUUAAAGAAUGCUUAGUAAGAGCUAAGCUUUUAAAAGUAAUGCAAACAUUUAUCGUUAAUAAAACCUAUGGUGUAAUAUCAUAUAAUGCUUUUCUUUGAUCUUUUGAGAAUUAUUCUUUUAUAGUAGUAUACAUGAAUUUUGAUUUUUAAAGCAUUUAAAAACAAAUCUCAAUACAUUAAAAAACUUGUUAUUGUUAAAAAGGAAAUUACCAUGCCUUUAAGAAACAAGGAUGUACAUCUUCAACUCAGCAUGUGUCCACAUCUAGAAGGCUCUCAUUGCAGUUGUUUACAAUUAAGGUACCUCUAUCUAAAGGGCCAAAGAAGCAUUUCAUAUUUUAACACCUCACAUUCUUUCAGGAUUAAGACAUAUGAAAAUAGUCUGAAUAGGAUAAAUUUGAUAGGAAGUAAAUUAACCAGUCUGGAAGAUUCAGCUUUUUCUAAAAAAAGAUUAUUCCUCUUCACAACUCAGAUGUAGAUUUCAUUUUCAAGAGGUAGACAUUUUAAAGCAAUGAUCUAUUUGGGUUUUAGUUUUAUGAGUAAAUCAUUAAUUGUAUGGUUUGGGGGUUAUUUUAUUUUCCAUGUUAAUGUAAGCACUUAUUUCUGAAGUUAUUGAGAGGUCAUCUAGCUCCAGUUCAAAAGAUUAUGUAUAUCUGAUGUUUAAGAGGAAAAACAUCUGAAAAAAUAUCUUUUGUUUAUUUGAAAAAAGCAUAUAUAUUCCAACUUUAAAAUUGUGAAUUUAUUUUGAGUAACCUCUAAUUAACUGUAUUUUUUUUGUUUCUGUUGCUGUAUAAUUAGAAAUUUCAUGGCAAUAUUUUUUACUAAAUUGAAACUGUAUAGGUUUCAAAAAUAAAGACAUUUUAGAAAA
This is a messenger RNA of Pongo pygmaeus (Bornean orangutan), 10131 nucleotides long. It is a transcript of the gene MIB1, whose product is annotated as MIB E3 ubiquitin protein ligase 1. Gene Ontology annotation, molecular function: protein binding; zinc ion binding; ubiquitin-protein transferase activity. The record is from RefSeq and is a predicted model, not a curated record. Gene Ontology annotation, biological process: protein ubiquitination; Notch signaling pathway; endocytosis. Bases 803 to 3823 code for a protein of 1006 amino acids. The transcript has 21 exons. Gene Ontology annotation, cellular component: cytoplasm. Lineage: Eukaryota; Metazoa; Chordata; Mammalia; Primates; Hominidae.